This is a messenger RNA of Prunus armeniaca (apricot), 288 nucleotides long. NCBI's taxonomy places the organism in Eukaryota, Viridiplantae, Streptophyta, Magnoliopsida, Rosales, Rosaceae. The record is from the annotation of a GenBank genome assembly.
AUGGCGAAAUCAAAAACAAGAGAAGCAGGAGGAGCAAGCUCCAGCAGCAAGAGCAGAGAGAAGCCAUUGAUGAUCCCGAAUUCAAUUAAUUUCUUCUCAGAGUUGGAAGUAAAUGCAAUAGAGCUUCUCGUGCAACUCGGCGGAUCAUCGUGCUACAACGGCCGCAGCACUGAAGAAGAAAGCGAUGGCAAAAGCAGAGCACCUCCUCCUCCCGGCCACGGCCUUCGUCGUCGUCCUUCAAAUACGAAACAUUAUCUGAAGAUGGAGACGAAGAGGAAGAUGUAUUGA